Misgurnus anguillicaudatus (oriental weatherfish) is the source of this 4495-nucleotide messenger RNA. RefSeq names its product BCAR1 scaffold protein, Cas family member (gene bcar1). Gene Ontology annotation, biological process: cell surface receptor protein tyrosine kinase signaling pathway; cell migration. Gene Ontology annotation, molecular function: protein binding. Gene Ontology annotation, cellular component: focal adhesion; plasma membrane; cytoplasm. NCBI's taxonomy places the organism in Eukaryota, Metazoa, Chordata, Actinopteri, Cypriniformes, Cobitidae. The record is from RefSeq and is a predicted model, not a curated record.
GACGCGUGUUGUGGCUGUGAGGUGAAGUGUCAGCGUAUUCCAUCACAAUACAUGCAAACCGAGGACAGGUCGUUUCUGUACGGAAAAACGAGUGAAACUAAACUAUUUAUAUGAAGACUAACAGCAGAUCCGCGGUGGAGGUUAACUGACACUGUGCUUUUAUCACUGCACAGCGCUGACUGACCGUACGAGGCGGGCACACAUCUGAAACAUUUACAUCAAACUUCACACCCGAUCCACGCGCCGAUUGCGCCCUUCAUAGACAGCAUGGAGUAGAAAGACGUCGAGACAGAAAUUGAUGUUUUCUGCUGAGAAACGUUAGAGCGAAAGAAACUCAUCCGUGUAAAAUCGGCAUCAAGCUCGUGUUGGAUUGAGAGGAGCAGAAGAUGUCUGUACCGGUGUUCUGUAAAAUGUUUGACUGCCUGCAGGGAGCAUCAGCUGAGAUAGCAUCUAGACGGCUGAACCCUUCAUCAAAACCUGCAAAUCUUCUGGAGCAUCAUCUGCUUUUUCCAGAGCCACUGAAUGUGUUGGCGAAGGCCCUAUAUGACAAUGUGGCGGAGUCUCCAGACGAGCUGUCCUUUCGUAAGGGUGACAUCAUGACCGUUCUGGAGCGGGACACGCAGGGAUUGGACGGCUGGUGGCUCUGUUCACUGCACGGGCGUCAAGGAAUCGUCCCUGGCAACCGGCUGAAAAUCCUUGUGGGCAUGUACGAUAAACAGCAGCAGAUGUCUGCCCAAUCCAGUCCAACCCAGAGUCAACUAAACCUGCCUCAGAGUGCCUACAGCAAGCCUUCCCCUGCCUCCCAGUACACGGCAAUGCACCCUGCUUUCUCUUCCCCCAGCUCUGCUAACUCAUCCAUCCCUGACAACGUCUAUAUGCUCCCACCCAGCCAUGGCCUGCCUGCAUCUUCAAGCCUCUACCAGGUGCCCACUGGCCCCCAGCCUCCCCCGCCUCAGCCCAAAGCCCCUGCUUUGGCACAAAAGCAAAGCCACGCACAUUACGCCCCCACUUCACAGGAUGUCUACCAAGUGCCACCCUCCAUUAAUGCUCCAGGACAGGACAUCUACCAGGUGCCACCCACAGUAGGAGGUCCGAGUCCCGGACAAGAUGUGUACCAGGUGCCGCCUUCUGUGAACCAGACGCAAGACAUUUACCAAAUUCCCCCAUCAAUAGAGAGGGGCUGGGACUCUCCUAAACCCUUGGGGAAGGUGGUUGUUCCUACACGGGUCGGCCAGAUGUAUGUGUACGAUACGGGGAAAAAUGAACAGGAUGAGUAUGACGUCCCCAGACACCUUCCACCCAACCAAGACAUCUAUGACGUGCCACCCACCCGCACCCAGUACAACCAACAGGUGUAUGAUACUCCCCCUAUGGCUAUGAAAGGCCCGCCCAGCCGAGAUGGACAGGAGAUUUAUGACACGCCACCAAGUUUGGACAAAAGUCAGCUGAUGUACCAACAAACGGUAUAUGACAUUCCCCCAUCUGUCAGCAAAGAUGUUCCAGAUGGUCCAAUCCGAGAGGAGACGUAUGAUGUUCCUCCUCACUUUGCUAAGAUGAAAAACCUUGAGAAUCAGAACCAGCCCUAUAUGUCCCAGAUCCCCGGAGGUCUAGAGCCUUCCAUACCGGAAGACGUUUAUGAUGUACCUCCGCCUCAGCUAACAGGAAAGCGUCAGCCUGAAGGCCAGGAGAUUUACGACAUUCCCGCCAGUUUGCGUAAGGGCGGCCCGCAGGAGCACCACUCAGCGGAUGUGUACGAUUUCCCUCGUGAACGCUCAGCGGGAGAAGAUUCGAAUGACUACGUGUACGAUGUGCCUCCACAGGUGGUGCGUGAUGCCGCGGCCACCGAGGAGCUUACGGUCAGCUUUAAACGACUGUCUGCGUCCAGCACGGGAAGCACUCGCAGUAACCUUUCCACAUCUUCUCUGGACAUGGUGCCGGUACGGGACUCUACUGGACCAGGCCGCCUGCUGCUUCUGGAUCUGGACCAGGCUAUGGAGCGGUUGUCUCGUCUACAGCAGGCUGUGGAGAGCUCUGUGUCCAUUCUCAUGUCUUUCAUCAGUGGGAACUGGCGUAGCCACACUCAGAUGGAGUCCAACCUGCCUGCCAUCAAACAGGCUGUCGACCGCAUUCGCAUGGCCGUCAGAGACCUCCUGGAGUUUUCAAGGGGAGCGGUGGCCAACGCCACCCAGGCCACCGACCGCACGCUGCAGACCAAGCUGGGCAAGCAGUUGCAGAAAAUGGAGGAGGUCUUUCAAGGUCUGGUGAAGCACAAUCAGGCACUGGACGCCAUUGGUUGGUCCCCGGCAGCUCUGAUGGCAGCCCCUGCAGGCACCGGUGGAGACGACCUGGACCGGUUGGUAAUGUGUGCCCGCGGCUUACCUGAUGACACCAAGCAGUUGGCAUCAUUUCUCCAUGGCAACGCCUCUUUGCUCUUUAAACGGACAACUAAACAGCAGCAACUGCCUAACAACAACAACAUCUCAGCCUAUCAGUCGGGUAUACCCGAACGGGCCAACAUCCAGUGUCGUCCGCUACCCUCCCCUCCGAAAUUCACAGCUGAGGAAGAAACUCCAGACAGGCCAUAUGAGACGACAGAGGAGGGCUGGAUGGAGGACUAUGACUAUGUGCAUUUACAGGGUAAAGAAGAGUUUGAAAAGAACCAGAGACAACUCUUGGAGAAAGGGAGCAUCAAACAAAAAACCCUGCUGGAACAGCAACAGCUGAAGCAGUUUGAAAGACUAGAGCAGGAGGUCUCCCGGCCAAUCAACAAUGACAUUUCGGCCUGGACUCCGCCCACUCACUACCCACAGACACCACGCAGUAAGCUGUGCAUGGGUGACCGGCAGCUGCUUCUCUUCUACAUGGAGCAGAGCGAGGCCAACAUCACCACACUCACCAACGCUAUUGACGCUUUCUACUCUUCCGUCAACAACAACCAGCCUCCCAAAAUCUUUGUCGCCCACAGCAAGUUCGUCAUUCUCAGCGCUCACAAGCUGGUUUUCAUCGGGGAUACGCUCUCUAGGCAAGCCAAGUCUCCCGAGGUGCGCACCAGGGUGGCCCAGCACAGCAACACGCUUUGCGAAAAGCUCAAAGACAUUGUAGUUAGCACCAAAACAGCAGCCCUGCAGUAUCCCUCACCGGGCGCUGCCAGAGACAUGACAGAGAGGGUGCGGGAGCUUGGAGGCUGCACCCAACAGUUUCGCAUGGCACUCAAUCAGCUACUGGCCAUGUGAACGGGCCCUGGGACAGUACAAGCACAGAGCCAGUUAAAACUCUUUGGACAAACAUACCUGGACAACAUUGUUAAUGGGCAGAGCCAUUGGUUGUAAAUGAAUCAUUGUAAAUAUUUAAGUUGCUGUAUGUCGGGGAUACUGUAAUGGACAAACAUGGAUGGUGGAGGAAUGUUUGUGUUGUUUUUUUGUUUUUUGAUCAGGGGAAGAGAAAGAAAAAGGAAAAUAUCUAAAAAGUAGACAUUAUGCAUUAUUAUAGCUAUACUGUAAUUAUUGCUUUGAUUGUUAUAAUUGUCAUCCCUAUUAUUAUGAGAUGUUGACUAAAGGUGUUUAAAAUUUUAAACGUGUAUGUCAAAGUACAACCAUUUUCCAACAAGAAUCGGCAUUGGAGGCGUUUUUAAUGAGUUGUUCCUGCUGGAAGCUGAAGUUUAUCCUCUUGCUGUUGCUGGUUAUAAGGCAUGCUGGGAGUAAGCUGACUGGCACACAUAAUAGAAAUUCAUAUUGACUAUGAGACUGUCAUUUUGGCAAGAGACCGACCUCUCUUCAUUAAGGCUUCAUUAAUGCUUGGGUUAAGAUGUUUUUUUUUUACCAGAAUUUGCAAAUGUAAAGUUAUUUAAAGUUGUGGAGAAGAAAAAAUCCAAAUGAAUUUGAAAAAUCUGUAACAUUUGUUUAAGAAAACUUUAUUUUGUUAUGAAGUCUGCUUUAAACUGAAUGAAUGAAUGAAUACAUUUCCUCCCAUUUCCACUUUGGCAUGCCCUACGCUAGUUUGAAAACAUUUCUUAUGGCAUUGUUUUAUAUCUGCUUACGUUGUAGAAAAGAGGAAACAUUCAGUCAUGGGCGGUCCUUCAUCGUAAAGCUGAUAGCGUCACUACCUGCUGGACAGGUGCAUUGUGGCAACAGGGUCCUUGAUUUCAUGUAUAUCCUGGAAAUUUAUUGUACAGUUUUUGGUCAGGUCUUUCAAAAAAAACUUUUACCCUCCUUUCGAAACUUACCUUUCACAUUCAUAUAGACUGAGGCUUUCAGUGGUCAUAUUUAAAAUAAACCUGAAAACCAGUUUGUCUGAAACUCUUCCUCUGAUUGACCCAGUGCCUAUGUGGUAUAGUCACUUAUCUGUUUAAAGAGCUGUUGUGAACCGAGUGCCCACUAUAAGCCUGAAUCGCCUGCCUUGCAUUGUCUUCUAGCUCCCUGUUGGUUGUAUUUUAAAAUUAAGAAUAUGUGAGACAAAGUAGUUUAAUGAUACUUAUUAAACUUUUCAAGUACUACAA